AGGAAAGCUAGAGAAGAAGUCUCUGAGCCCCUCCCAGUCGGCAUGUCCGUAAUGCCAAUUUUUGCGGCCUGUCCGAGUUUCUGCUGCCACAGCGGCUUCUGACCGAAACCCUUCAUGUUGAUUGUUAUUGGAUAAGUUCGCUCGUUUAAGAUGUUUUAUUUGUGUUGUAGCAAUGUGUAACAGAUUAUUAGGAAUUCCUUCUAAGAUAUCCAGAAGUUUAAUUACCUGACGUCAACGCAAGACACAUAACUUUGGUUUGGUUAAUAUUGCCCUAACGUUGUCUCAUUUGCAGUGGGGAAAAUGUUCCCAAAAACGAGACUCCAAAAUGCCUUGUCUUCAUUCAUUUCUAGUACAUGUACAAUAAUAAAGUACAAUAAUACAACUCCAGGCCUAUAAAUAUUCCUGCUUUCUAUUAUAAGUAAAGUGUUGGAGAGGUGCAUGAAUCGAGAGGUUCUGGAUUACAUCGAACGCUACGGUUUGAUUAGGACAUGGCGGUAUGGUUACCGGCGCCAGCUAUUCCACAGGAGAUCUCCUACGACAAGUUUUCCUUUUCAUCCACAAUGUCAACGCGGUUGUUCCGCAGGGAUUGGUCUUAGCUCCUUCACUGCUCCUAUUACAUAUCAACGAUCUCCUUUCCUGUACGAUCAAUCCAUUCCAGAGCUUAGCUGAGGAAUAACAAGAGACUAAAAUAGCUUUAUUAAGAGACAGCACUCUUCAUGCAAGAAAUCAGAGUGUUAGGCCGAUCUCUGCCGAUGAGCUAGAGAAAGGAAGACUAGCAGCGACUUCCUCUCUGACGAGAGAUCUGAAAGUUGUCACCGUUUGGAGACACAACAAUCUUGUGAUGCUUCCAAAUCACAGUACUCUACCUUGACACCAAAAAGCGCCAUAGCGUGAUGUGCCCGUCAGACAGACCCGCUUGACUUCCGCCCCUCAUCCAAACGAUGUCAAACUUUGUUCAUCCAGAACUGGUCAAUACGACCGCUCAUUUGUUCCUAGGGCAUCUAGAAUAUGGAACAAUUCUUAGGCAGGUAAAAAAUUGAAUUAAAAAAGUUUAUUUAAGUUCCUUAUAGCAGCCGCGGUGCCCUGGCACAAAAAAUCGUAAAACAUUUGUAAUACACAUUAAUGUAUGGGUAGUUUGUGAGCGAUCAAUGUUGUUGGGCGUCAUGUACUUUUUAUGUGUUAUUCUGUAGAGGUAGGUGUCUAUUUAAUCAUCUCUCUAUUAUACGGAAUAAUGUAUGAGUUAUUGUGUUUUUGUCUCACUGAUCCAUCUUUUCAAAUAACGAAUAAAACAGAUCAUAUCUCAAAGUAUGACGGGAAGAAAUCGGAAUAACUGUUAUGGACAAUGUGGCGUCUCCAUUUUUAAGUGCAUUUUACUUUUUGUGGCUAUACACUUGGAAAAAAGAAAAGCCUAUUGGUCAGAUUGAACGCUCACAGGCGUCGGCCCUGGCAGGGUUUCUACGAAUUUUUCGCGUCAAAAUUGGUUCCAUUAUUUGUGCUAUUAUGGUUCAAAUAUAUUGCAGCGCUGCGAUGUGACAGUAUUUUGGUAGCGUAUCCGUCACGUAUUUCAAUAGGUCGCUUAGGUUACGGUUGAUGGCGACAACGUCAUGACGUCUCGAUGGAGGAGACCAGUAGAAAAGCUGCUGUCUAGUUUACCACUUUUGGAUCUACCGUCUCUUUUGCAGCCCUUGAACGGGCAUUCUUUACUGACAUACGAUCAUGCCAUUCUUUGUCUUUCCUUCAAUCCACCCUUCCAGGACAAUUGACAAGUCCACAGUCCCCACAAAAAGAUUGCCAUUCGUUUCUCUCGUGAAGAAACAGACAUCUUUGGCUCAAGAAAGGAAUGGCCUGAUUGGAUGACAGGAAAGAACGCUCUUGAGAUCAACAGGCUGAUAAUACGUUGAUAAUUACAGAGAAGCGAUCAAAGAUAUGAAAGAGCACAACAUCGAUGGACACAUCUUCAACAUCAAUAGCGUUGCAGGACACUUCGUUUUCAAUUAUCCAAAAUUAGAAAUUUACACAGCAACAAAAUAUGCGGUUACCUCCUUAACAGCAUCUAUGAGGCAGCAACUGGCGAACCAAAAAUCGAAAAUCAGGUUUACGAGUAUUAGUCCAGGCUUGGUUGACACAGAAAUCGUUGCGGGUCUAGAUUUGAGUAUCACAACUGGGGGUCCACCGUCGUUGAAGUCGGAGGAUAUUGCUGACGCCAUAGAAUAUGCUUUAUCGACACCACCACAUGUACAGGUCCACGAAAUUAUGAUAUGGCCAACUGGAGCGCUAUCAUCAUGAACGGCAUCCAUUUUCUUAAGCGCUUUAUGUUUACUACAAUUACAAUGUUAAGUGUUUCAGUCAUAUGAUCAAGUGCCACGUUAUUCGAAUCAGUCUCAGUACACCGUGUUACUGCGAGUAUAUUCACACGAUUCGUCAUGACACGAUUUUUUUGCCCCAGUAUUCUUAAAAUUUAAGUACAUCAGUAUCUUCGAAUUGUAAACAUUCAAUAAUAUGUCGCAUAAGAUUGUUAAUUUUUAAGCUACUUAACAAUAUUGUCUUCCUAUGUGCUCAAAGAACUGUUCUGUUUUGUUGUACAAGUGCGAAGUAUAAAUACUUAUUAUAAAUACGAGUAUAAAAGACCGUUAUUAUCCUCACCACUUUAUAAACCUGCCUUGCCGUUCAAGAUCAUUACCAGC
Acanthoscelides obtectus is the source of this 2684-nucleotide messenger RNA. NCBI's taxonomy places the organism in Eukaryota, Metazoa, Arthropoda, Insecta, Coleoptera, Chrysomelidae. The record is from the annotation of a GenBank genome assembly.